Molecule: messenger RNA, 2223 nt
Organism: Perca flavescens (yellow perch)
Lineage: Eukaryota; Metazoa; Chordata; Actinopteri; Perciformes; Percidae
Gene: bbs12
Product: Bardet-Biedl syndrome 12
Exons: 2
Coding region: 76-2064 (662 amino acids)
Biological process (GO): chaperone-mediated protein complex assembly; photoreceptor cell maintenance
Molecular function (GO): ATP binding
Source: RefSeq, a predicted model, not a curated record
UUUAUGGAUAGAUAAAGUUUGUUUUGCAGAAGCAUCAUUUGGAGCCCCCUGUUUUCAGCUCGCGUUUGUCUAGUUAUGGACAGGCCACAUUUAGAAGCACCCCAAGUAAUGCUGGGAACUACAAUUACAGGUAUAAACCAACGACAACAUGUUGGACUGCAGAAGCUCUCGGCGCUGGCAGGAAUCACAUAUUCUUCUCUGGGACCCAAUAAAAAGUACAAGUUUAUCCUAGAUGAAACGAGUGGGGAGUCAGCUCUUGUGUGCUCGUGUUUUCGCAUCUUCGAGAACCUGGAGCUGACCUGCGCGGUGGGUCAGCUGGUUUACGAGACUAUUCAAGCCCACCAGAAGGUCUAUCAUACAGGGUCAGGAUGUCUGCUGUUUCUCGCAGGAGCCUGGAGCCGUGCUGCGCUGGAGUGCCUUCAGACAGGAAUUUCAGUAGCACACAUCAUCUCGGCUAUGUCUGAAGGAAUAGAUAUAUGCUUGGAUGUUUGCAGGAAAUGCAGCAUCUCAACUGAGGGUCUUGAUGUAGAGCAAUCGGAGAGCUGCACUGUGACAUUGCCAGGACUUCAACUGUCAAAGCAACCCCUUGUGGAGGCUUCACAGGCAUCGAGCCACCUGCAAGGGACAACGACAGUUGGUCACAGGACUCUAAACAGAAGUGAACAAAGGAGAGUGAAGCUCAGCAGAUAUUUUUAUGAGGCCAAGUCAGAAAAUGUCUCCACAGAACCGCAACCUAAUAAGCCUCAGCUUCCUGACAUGACACGCAUUGCCGAGGGAUUGAGUCACGGUUGUGCCGAUGCGAUGAAUUUAGUAGUCAAAGCCAGCCGAAUACAGUCAAAAAAUAAUCCGCAAGAUAACGGCUGUUCCACGUUUGAUGUUUCCAAAGUGGUGACUUGUGUGCUACCUGGCUUACCAGAGGAGCAAACGUGUGUUUUACCAGGCUGCGUUGUUCUUGUAUCUGCUGAACAGGCUUCAGUGGCACAUCACUUAAGAGAACAGCACUUGAAGGUUGCUCUAAUUAAUGGAGAUUUAUCAGAUACCUAUCGCCAUCUUGGCUUCAAAAGGCCAACAGGUAUACAGUGUGUGAGUGACCUGUCAGAUCGUUUAAAUUCAAGCAACGAGGAAGAGUGGAUAGAAAAGGUUAUGAAACUUUUGUUGAACCUAGAAGUGAACAUGAUACUAGUUACUGGGCUUGUUGGUGAGAAAGUGAUUCAACGCUGUUGUAGACAUCAAAUACUUGUGGUGGAAAAAGUAAAGGCUUCCGUUUUAAGGGCAUUCGCUAAUGCAACUGCAGCUGUUCCGGUGACUUACGCCACACAGUUGAGUAAGCACUGUGUUGGCACUGGUGUGGAUGUUGCGAUAUGGAGGGACCUCAGCAGCCACAAGAGUAAGCCAUCAACAACUGUGAAUAUUUCCACCGUUAAGAACAGCACAUUGGUCACAGUGGUCCUCACAAGCUGUGUACAUGCAAAGCUGCAGGCCCUGGAGGACCAGUUUUGGUCAUGUGCUUAUCGUUUACACCACAUGCUGAAAGACAAAGUCCUCCUGCCUGGUGCUGGAGUGACGGAAAUGCUUUGCAUUCAUCACCUUCAAAAGGAAGCAGAUCACCGUGUUCAGCAUCACAGAGAGAGGAAUGGGGACGCUGUUCAGCAAACCAAAGCAGGAACAGCAGUGAACCCUUACAGGCAUGUAGUGUUGCACCUCAUGGCAGAUGGGUUAAUAGAUUACAUAUCCACUGUAAUGGUUAACACUGGGAAGUAUUCAAAAGUCAGAGCCAGGACUGCAGUGAGCCAACAACUGCAGGACUAUAAUGAAAGUCUAGGUAUUACUGCAAGGUUCUCGCCACUUUUCUUGGAAGGUGAACAAGAGGAUAGUGGAGUUUCCUCAUCCAUGAAAUCCAGUGAAGCACCAGCAGUAAAAAUCUAUGAUAAUCUGAGUGUGAAGCAGGAAGCAUGGAGGAAAGCCUUAGAUCUGGUUCUCCUGGUCUUGCAGACUGAUGCAGAGGUCAUCACAGGCAUUGACCAAAAAAGUGAUGGAACACAAGACUAUCUGACGCUGUUAUGAUCCAACCCUGACAUCUUGGGGGAUACAUUGACCGUACACAGCUCUCUUUAUGUUUUUUGUUCCCAUAUGGGGAAAAAAGUUCAUUUAGACUGUUUAAAAUGUUUGUUUUUUUAAUGACUUGUACAAAGUGAAAGUAGAAUAAAGUGUUUUUAUAUUCUU